Molecule: messenger RNA, 2178 nt
Organism: Archocentrus centrarchus (flier cichlid)
Lineage: Eukaryota; Metazoa; Chordata; Actinopteri; Cichliformes; Cichlidae
Product: tripartite motif-containing protein 16-like protein
Exons: 2
Coding region: 1-1599 (532 amino acids)
Molecular function (GO): protein binding
Source: RefSeq, a predicted model, not a curated record
AUGGCUCAGAAAGGAGUUCAGCUGGACGGAGAAACCUUCUUAUGUUCCAUUUGUUUGGAUCUACUGAAGGAUCCGGUGACUAUUCCCUGUAGACACAGCUACUGCAUGAACUGUAUUAAAAACCACUUUGAUGAAGAGGAAAGCAAGAGAAUCCACAGCUGCCCUCAGUGCAGGAAGACUUUCACACCGAGGCCUGUCCUGGAGAAAAACAUCAUGUUAGCAGAGUUGGUGGAGCAGCUAAAGAAGACUGGACUCCAAGCUGCUCCAGCUGAUCACUGCUAUGCUGGACCUGAAGAUGUGGCCUGUGAUGUCUGCACUGGGAGGAAGCUGAAAGCCACCAAGUCCUGUUUAUCUUGUCCAGCCUCUUACUGUAAGAAACACCUCCAACCUCACUAUGAUGCAGCUCCAUUAAAGAAACACAAGCUGGUGGCCCCCUCCAAGAAGCUCCAGGAGAACAUCUGCUCUCGUCAUCAAGGCCAUGAAACAGUCCCAGCUGCAGCAGAAAGGACUGAGAAGCAGAAGGAGCUCGAGGUGAGACGACUAAACAUCCAGCAGAGAAUCCAGGACCGAGAGAAAGAUGUGAAGCUGCUUCAACAGGAGGUGGAGGCCAUCAGUGGCUCUGCUGAUAAAGCAGUGGAGGACAGUGAGGAGAUGUUGACUGAGCUGAUCCGUCUGAUCCAGAAAAGAAGCUCUGAUGUGAAGCAGCAGGUCAGAUCCCAGCAGGAAACUGAAGUGAGUCGAGUCAAAGAGCUUCAGGAGAAGCUGGAGCAGGAGAUCGCUGAGCUGAAGAGGAAAGACGCCGAGCUGGAGCAGCUCUCACACACAGAGGAUCACAACCAGUUUCUACACAACUACCCCUCACUGUCAGCACUCAGUGAGUCUACACACUCAUCCAGCAUCAAUAUUGGUCCUCUGAGGUACUUUGAGGAUGUGACAGCAGCUGUGUCAGAGACCAGAGAUAAACUACAGGACAUCCUGAGAGAGGAAUGGACAAACAUCUCACUGAGAGUCACUGAAGAGGAUGUUUUACUGUCACCAUCAGAGCCAAAGACCAGAGCUGGAUUCUUAAAAUAUUCACGUGAAAUCACACUGGAUCCAAACACAGUAAACAGACUGCUGUUAUUAUCUGAGGGGAACAGAAAAGCCACAAGAAUGAAACAACAACAGUCUUAUUCUGAUCAUCCAGACAGAUUCACUGUCUGGUGUCAGGUCCUGAGUAGAGAGAGUCUGACUGGACGUUGUUACUGGGAGGUGGAGUGGAGAGGGAGAGGAGUUUAUGUAGCAGUUGCAUACAAGAAUAUCAGCAGAGAUGGGUGGUCAGAUGACUGCGUGUUUGGAUUAAAUGAUAUAUCUUGGUCAUUAUGUUGUGACACAAACAGUUAUAAAUUUUGGUACAAAAAAAUCAAAACUCUCCUCUCAGGUCCUCGGUCCUCCAGAGUAGGAGUGUACCUGGAUCACAGAGCAGGUAUUCUGUCUUUCUACAGCGUCUCUGAAACCAUGACUCUCCUCCACAGAGUCCAGACCACAUUCACUCAGCCGCUCUAUGCUGGACUUUAUCUUUAUGAUGGAGCCACUGCAGAGUUGAUUAAGCUGAAAUAGUCAGAAGUCAUUGAGGGACAGUUGGUUAAAAUGUGUGUUUCAGUUUCUUUGGUCUCCAUCAUUGUUGUGCUGUUUCUUCUCUGCACAGAGAUCACCUGUCAGUCACACUUUAUGGCUGCUACUUUGACAUCUUAUUGUUUGUUGUCCACUUAAUGAUUGAGUUUGUUUGAACACAGAAAUCUAAAAUUGUGUUUCCAUUUAUCUUAAAUGUUGUCAAAUCACAGGAACACUGUUUCUCUGUGUUUGGCACAAAGAUUCAAAUAUUUUGGGAAGAGGUCAAAGUGACGUGAGAAAUUUAUCUCAAAGAAAUUCUGCUGCACACAAAAGUGUUUCUAGUUUGUACAAAGAAGGAAAUAAUUACAAUCAAAGUGAGCAAACAAUAAUGAACCUCAGCUUUUUAAAUGACCAAAAGAUAACCGCAAUGUUUUUGAAAAUAUCCUCACAGAUCAAAUGUUACACACUGGAUAACAAAUGAUUUUGAUCCUUCCUCUAGAAAAAAAAUAACACAACAACUGAAAGACCAACAAAUAAUAUUUGAAAAAAUUUGUGAAGCUUCUUUGUUAUUUUCUAAUAAAUAGA